Messenger RNA from Humulus lupulus (European hop), 2495 nucleotides. RefSeq lists its product as uncharacterized. The transcript has 3 exons. NCBI's taxonomy places the organism in Eukaryota, Viridiplantae, Streptophyta, Magnoliopsida, Rosales, Cannabaceae. The record is from RefSeq and is a predicted model, not a curated record. Bases 1 to 1689 code for a protein of 562 amino acids.
AUGGAAAAUCAAGGGAUAGCCUUGGAUUUUGCAUUGUGGCUGCUAAGACAUGAAAACACGAGCAGAACCUUGGAAGAGCUGCAUUGUGUAGCUUCUACAAAAUGGAAGGAUAUAGAGAAUCAGUUGGAUUCGACUCGGAAGGGGUUAAAAGCUCUUUUUGAACAGCUUGUGCAACAGGAAAAUGAACUUUUGUCCAAAGAGAAACAAUUGGAAGCCAAAGAGUUGGAGUUGAAACAAUUGGAUGGAAUGCAAAAGUCGAGCCAGGAGCUUUCAAAAGAAAUUGAGCAAAAAAAGAAGCAAUGUCAUGAUAUUGAAAUAAGAAUUAAAGAGAAAGAGAGGGAGUUUGAACACAUAAAUUCAUCUGUCUUAGAUGCUGAGAAUAAAUUGGAUUCUCUACAAAGCUGUAUGCAAGAACAAUCACAAAAAUAUCAAGGAAUGAUGAAGGAGUAUGAACAAGUCACUGAGUUGAAAGAAGAUCUUUUAGGUAAGAAGCAGAGAGAGAUUGAGUUGAAAGAGGAUCUUCUCGGUAAGAAGCAGAGAUCUCUUGAGGAAUGCAUCAAAGAAAUUGAGUUGAAAGAAGACCUUUUGAGUAAGAAGCAAAGAUCUAUUGCGAAAUGCACGGAGGAUUAUGAGUUGAAAAAAGAGCAACUAGAACUGCGCGAAAGUUUUAUUGAUGGUUAUAACAAAGAGAUCAAACUUAAAGAGGAAGAACUCAAGUUGAAGAAACAUCAACUUGAUUUAGUUCAAAAAUUAAAGGCAGAGAAUUCGGAUUCGCUGGAAAAAUUAAUGGAGAAUUGUGCUUGUAAACUCGAGAAGAAAGAGAAGAAUUUUAAAAAAUUUGUAGAAGAGCUUAGCUUGAAGGAACAAUUUCUUGAAUCAAAGUUUAAAGAGCUUGAUCUGCUUGAUAAGAAAGUCAAUGAAUGUGUCGAAGAGGUUGAAUUGAAAGAAACAAACUUUGCUUCACUUCAAAGGUUGCUGGAAGAACAAUGCCACGAGCUAGAAAUAAAAGAGAGCGAAUUUGAAAGAAAGGCCAAUGAGUUUAAAUUGAGACAGGAAGAAUUUGAAGCAAUUCAAAGAUCAGCUGAAAUGGGAGUCAAAGAAAAAACCAAUAUACAAACCCCCUCUUCAUCUGCCUCUCAUCAGUCUUGUGUGACCAAGGGAAAGAAAGACUUGUUUUGGCUCUUGCAUGAAUACCUACAGAGGCAUGAUUUGGUUUGUAGUCAAAUUUUAAGUGUUCUCAAAGCUUCAUCAUCAGAUCCAGCAAGGUUGGUCUUGGAUACAAUACACAAGAUUCACAAUUUGCAUUCCAGUAGGGAAGAUAUUGAGUUUGAAGGCAGUAUUGCUAGAAGGGGCUGCAGUCUGUUGUCGGAGCUGUUAAUUAAAGCCUCACCAGAGAUUAAUCCUCAAGUGAGACAAAAAGCAAUGAAGUUAGCUUUUGCUUGGAAGGCCAAGUUGAAUGUGGCAAGUGAUAAUUUUGAGGUGUUGAGUUUGUUGCAGUUUCUAAAUAGUUUUAGAUUGGCCUCUGCAUUUGAUGUGAAUGAGCUUCACUAUCUUCUUGAUGCUGCCGGUCUGAUUACUCAGACAUCCCAAUUACGUUCUCCUUCUUCGGAUAUAACUAGAGAAGAAUGUGUUCAAACUCUUAUCCAAGGGGGAGAGAUCAUUCGAGCUGUUAGACUUAUUUGCAAUUGAAGUUAAGGGACAUGUUUCCACCAAUACAACUUUUGAUUAAAUUUUUGGAGGAUACUGAGAGUUCUACCCAAACAGCAUAUAAGGAAAGGAAAUAUUACAAAGCAAUGAAACAGGCCAUGGACAAAGAACUAGCUAUUCUGAAAGCCGUGAGGGAAUGCAUCAAAUUUUGCAAUCUUGAGUCUGAGAUCCUAUCCAACAAAAUAUCAAAACGCUUUGGCAUUUUGGAAAAUAUGGACCAGUCGUUAGACCCGGAGGCUGAACAGUCAACCAACAAGAAACAAAGAAACAGUAGUUUUGAUCCAAAGGAAAGUUUUGUUAGGUGUUCCCAGACAGAUAAGUUGCAUGACACAGUUGGGGCCGAUAGGAGUUCAGCACCUUUGCCACAAUUUCUUCCACCUAAUGUUACAACUAAAUCCCGUUUGCCCAUAAAGAUCGGCACAACUACACCUCCAUUAGUGUCUAAGGUUGCCAAUGCAGUUGGUGGCUUUAAUAGGAGUCCAGGUUCAGCUUUCACGCAAUCUCCUUUUCUUAGUGCCUGGACCAAACCUCCUCCAGGUUUUGUCAAGUUGAACUUUGGUUAUACAGGACAACCAGACUCUGGCUUCUUAAGUGUGGUGGCGCGUGACCAUAAUACAACAGUGUUGGCGAUUUGGUGUCAGAAGAUCGCUCAGACUGAUCUAUUGGUUGGGGAAGCUUCAGCUGCUCAUGGUGCGUUGACUCUGGCAUCUUCUAAAAAAUGGGAUGCCAUCUAUUUGGAGGGAGACUCGUUGCUGCUUAUGCGUAAUCUUCUAAGAAUUUCUGAACCA